Molecule: messenger RNA, 977 nt
Organism: Amphimedon queenslandica
Lineage: Eukaryota; Metazoa; Porifera; Demospongiae; Haplosclerida; Niphatidae
Product: mitochondrial fission regulator 1-like
Exons: 9
Coding region: 45-818 (257 amino acids)
Biological process (GO): mitochondrial fission; aerobic respiration
Cellular component (GO): mitochondrion
Source: RefSeq, a predicted model, not a curated record
AGUCACGUGAUCCUACUCCGCCUAGUAGGAGGAGCUUGUAAAAAAUGGCAGGAGGUAAAAGAGGACCAGAAGAGACUAUUAGAGUGUAUGGUUCUAAUCGUAGCAUUGUUCGUAUGAUUGGCACUAGACUACCCAUAGAUUCAACACAUAGACUAUAUGUACAGCUACCUGGGUCUCAACUAGCUUCCCCGAUGGUAUCAGGAGGAGGGUCUUUUGAUGACGAAGGUCCUUUAGCGUUACUGAGAGACUCUGGUCUUCCAACUCUUACUAAAAGAUUUUCUCGUUUGGAGUCGAUUGACGAAGAAGAAUCUGACGACCCUCAGGAGAAACUAGCGAGAGAGAAAGCUGAAGCGACUGAGAAGCUAACGUCCCUUGAAUCAGAAUUAGCUCGUCUCAAAUCCCAGAUUGCACUCUACUCGUUAAUGGAACAGAAUGAUGCUGCUCCUCCUCCUGCUCCUCCUCCCCCUCCUCCUCUUCCAGACUCGACUACUGGAGAACAAACCGUUAAUCCUCAGCAACAAGAUGGUGGCAUAGAUUCGACUGCUUCCUCCACAGCUACUCAUCAUGUUAAUAUUAGCGAUGAGAUUGGAAGUGUCAAACUAAGAAAGCUUGACAUGAAAAGGUCACCUGGAGGUACACCAUUUCGACCUCAUCAAACUGUCUCAAGGGAGCCAUCAAUGGACGACCCAGCAGCUGUUAUUGCUCAUGCUCUUCGCAAGAAGUUUUCACACAGGAUAUUCCAAGAUUCACCAGAUAAAGAAAAUUUAGACAAUUCUUUUGCAGACAGUCCCGGCCCUUCCAUGAGAUUGUUUGAUUAGUUCAAUUAUUAGUGCAUGGUAUCACACAGACACAUCACAUUCUUCAGACACAAGGACAAUAACUGUGUUGUUUUGCUUAUGCUUGUCAUGAUAUAUUAUAUUCUAUGUUAAACUUUAUCAUCUGUAUUUAUAUCUUUAUUGUAAAAAUUAAAAAUGGUA